AUGCGCAUCAAAGGCCGAAAAUCCAAAGUCGACCGCCGCCAGCCCCAACGCGGGGGCCGAUUCACCUCCGCGCAACUCGCGUGGAUGGACCGCGAUCAAGAACGCCUGCACCGCGCGCGAGAAAAGGAAAGGAGACGCAUUGCGAACAAGAAGAGACAAGCAGAGAAGGAAGCUAAAGAGCGCGAAGAGAGGAGGAAACAAGGGAUACCGGAUCCGCAUGCAAUGCCUGUGCCGUCUAGUCAGCCAUUGUUAUCUAAGUUCCUUGCGAAGCCGAAAACCGCGCCGCCAUUGGAGUCGCCGUCUGUCGAGACACCGGAGUUUGGGGAUGAUGAUUUUGCGGGGCAAUCUGAUGGCGGUGAUACAGAGGUGUGCUCGUUGGACAGUUAUGAGGCGGAGAUCGAGGCGUUUGAUCAGAGAGUACUGGUGGAUGAAAUAGCAGCAGAGCGUGAAGGUCGCCAGUGGAUGGUUGAGUUGACGCCGGCCCUCGAUCGCAUCAGAAAACAUGGCCCUACGGUGGAUGGUGGAUGCAAUAAUAUUGAAAAGGAAGAGCAGGACGGCCCCAAAGAUGACGAUGAGGACGCAUUUUCGGAAUGCUCAGCUUUCUACGAUGAAAAUUUCAUUCGGGAGGCAGAAACAGUUGCAACUGCGCGGGACCAGGGUCCACAGAAGGCAUCGCAGUCGCUUGAAGCGCAACCGCCACAAGGCCAACCAGCGCAAUCCCAGACCCAACAUACGGCAGCGCGACCGCAACCGCAACCAAUACCACGUCCACCAGCUGAACCGGCUAUAGAGGAAUCAUUUCGAGACGAUACAGCGGACUUUUUGGAGCAGUUUGGUUGCAAUCUCGGCGCAGAUGGAGAUUUUGCGCCGGACGAAGACUUUGAGAGGGAAUUGGUUCAACUCAACGCGGGUUGA
Molecule: messenger RNA, 915 nt
Organism: Aspergillus chevalieri
Lineage: Eukaryota; Fungi; Ascomycota; Eurotiomycetes; Eurotiales; Aspergillaceae
Exons: 1
Coding region: 1-915 (304 amino acids)
Source: RefSeq, a predicted model, not a curated record